AUGACUACACUACGGGAAAGCUCCCGAUUAGCUCGGGCUAUCUGCAGGCAGCGCUCGUCAUGGCAAUUGACUCCUCUUGUCGCCCAGCGAUGCGCCUCAACCGACGCUGGCAAGGCCACUCCUGAUCUGGCCGACCUAGAGCCCAGCUCGUUCAAGGUUCCAGGACCGGACGAUGCCACUGUGAAGGCUUUCAACACAGCGAAGCGUGUCUCGGAUAGACCACAGCAGCUUCCAGGAAACAGAUACCAAUACCACCCCCCCAAGUUCGACCGCGGCCCGCUGCACCCCAUUCAAUCACCAGCCUCCACCGAUCCCACGGCGCGAGACUUCGUUCCCGGUCCUUUCAACCUGCCCCGACUGCGCCAGACCUACGAGUCAACAGUCGCGGCCGAUCUAUUGACCAUGACCUACCUUCACAAGCCCCCCGGAACCCCAGACCGUCCCGUGCGUGAGCGUUUACGUGAGUGGGACGAUUCUUCGCCGUACAACAUCAACCGUCCUCGUCGCGGACCCAGAGGUGGAAGCAAGCUCGACCUGUUGGAGAAGAACAUCGACUGGCGCAACAUCCCCCAGAUCAAGGCGGUCUCUCUGCACGCCUUCAUGCCCAUAAACAGCAAGACACCCGGAACCCUCAACGUUGCGCGGUCCGUCCUACAGUCCAUCAGCGGCAACAGCACCGAGAUCACCAAGAUCAAGACGAACGUUGUGCAGUGGAAGAUUCGCGAGGGCGACAAGGCCGGUGUCAAGACCACCAUCUACGGUAACCAGGCCCACGAGUUCCUUGACAAGCUCAUCACCCUCGUCCUGCCUAAGAUCAAGGACUGGCCCGGUGUUGACGCGAGCACGGGUGAUGGCAACGGUAACCUGGCCAUCGGCUUGAAGCCUGAUGACCUGGCUUGGUUCCCCGAGCUCCAGAUCAACUACGACAUGUACCCAGCCAGGCUCCUCCCAGGUUGCCAUAUUUACAUCCAGACAACCGCCACGUCGAACCGUCAAGCUAGACUAUUGCUCCAAGCUCUUGGACUCCCCUUCUACGGAAAGUUCAGGGAUUAA
Messenger RNA from Colletotrichum truncatum, 1053 nucleotides. RefSeq names its product mitochondrial 54S ribosomal protein uL5m. The record is from RefSeq and is a predicted model, not a curated record. Gene Ontology annotation, biological process: translation. Gene Ontology annotation, cellular component: cytosolic large ribosomal subunit; ribosome. Lineage: Eukaryota; Fungi; Ascomycota; Sordariomycetes; Glomerellales; Glomerellaceae. Gene Ontology annotation, molecular function: RNA binding; structural constituent of ribosome.